Molecule: messenger RNA, 2074 nt
Organism: Camellia sinensis
Lineage: Eukaryota; Viridiplantae; Streptophyta; Magnoliopsida; Ericales; Theaceae
Source: RefSeq, a predicted model, not a curated record
UGCGAAACGAGUCUAGUCAUCAGCUAAAUUCGUUACUGAUUUCUUCGUUGUUGUUGGCUAUGAAUUCUCAAGAACCCUACUUGGCAAAUCAAGUUCGAUUUACACGCACAAAAUCAGUCUUCAACUUCGCAGCUCGCAGCUUUUCCCUGGAUUCAACUUCGCGAUUUGAUUUCACGACUGGAUUGGAAUUUUCGUGAUUCAGUUCGACUUCGUGGGUUCAAGGCCAACUCCCAAUCGCGACUCGGCAGUCUGUGACCCUCGUUUCGUUUGUGACCUGCGAAGGUGUAUAGAACUGCCCUUACAUUCUUCCAAUCGAUUUCACAUUCCACAAUCGAUUUCUCGCAAUUCUAACCAAAAUUUCCAGAUAUAGAACAUGAGCGUAGAACCAUUUAACAGGUUGGUGAAGCUAGCAGCUAGGGCUUUUUACGAUGACAUCACAACAAAAGGAGAAAAUCAGCCCAAAACUGGGAGGAGUGAUAAUAGAGGAAUUGCUGUGGUGGUACUUGAUGCUCUCACUAGGCGUCAGUGGGUCAGAGAGGAAGAUUUGGCGAAGGACUUGAAGCUGCACUCAAAGCAACUGCGUCGGACUUUGAGAUUUUUUGAAGAAGAAAAGCUAGUCACCAGGGAUCAUAGAAGAGAGACAGCAAAAGGUGCAAAAAUUUAUAGUGCUGCAAUAGCUGCCACAGCUGAUGGUCAGCAAAAUGGGCGUGAGGGAGAAGAAAAGAUUAAGCUGCACACUCACUCUUACUGUUGUUUAGAUUAUGCACAGAUAUAUGAUGUUGUGAGGUACAGACUGCAUCGAAUGAAGAAAAAGCUAAAAGAUGAACUGGAGAACAAGAACACAGUUCAGGAGUAUAUAUGUCCCAACUGCGGGAAAAGGUAUACUGCUUUGGAUGCACUACGACUUGUUUCUCCAGAGGAUGAAUAUUUCCAUUGUGAAAGUUGCAAUGGAGAACUUGUUGCUGAGAGUGACAAGUUAGCUGCUCAAGAAAUGGGAGAUGGAGAUGAUAAUGCAAGGAGGCGGCGGCGUGAAAAGCUGAAGGACAUGCUUCAAAAGAUGGAGGAACAGCUUAAGCCAUUAAUGGAUCAACUCAGCAGAGUAAAAGAUUUGCCUUCUCCUGAAUUUGGAAAUCUUCAUGCAUGGGAACUUCGUGCUAAUGCUGCUGUUCGCGCUGCAAAUGGUGAUUCUAGUGCCAAUGAUUCCUCUAAAUCUUCACAGGGGCUUGGGUUUGGUGGAACGCCUAUGCCAUUUGUUGGAGAGACAAAGGUUGAAGUUGCCUUCUCUGGUAUUGAAGAAAAAGGCGAGGAUAUUAAAUCUGAGAAUGCAAAUUCCCCUAUGAAAGUCUUGCCUCCUUGGAUGAUCAAACAAGGGAUGAACCUUACAAAAGAGCAGCGUGGGGAGGUCAAGCAGGAAUCGAAGAUGGAGGGCACUUCAGCAGCUGUAGAGUUAUCAGAAGACAAAAAGUCAACAACUGGAAAAGAUGAUGCAAAGAAUUUACAGGAUGAAUAUGUUAAAGCCUAUUAUGCUGCUCUACUUCAGAGGCAACGGGAGCAAGAAGAAGCUGCCAAGACAGAACAGGAGUUGUUAAACACUAACAUCUCUAAUGGUCUUAAUGGUACAUUUGAGCGUCAAGUUGGAAUGAAGUCCAAACGUGAUGAAAAUGAUGAAGAUGAAAAUGUUGAAUGGGAAGAGGCUCCACCUGCAGGUAAUACAGGUGAAAAUUACAAGGUUGACUUAAAUGUUCAAGCUGAUGCAUCAGGUGAUGAUGAUGAGGAUGACAUAGAUUGGGAGGAGGGUUGAGAGAACAGUAUUCUGUCCCAUGCAAUAUUUUGUCUAUUACUAGAAAGAUGAGUGAGCCGAGUGAUGAUGGGGUUUUCUCAAGUUGCUUUCUUUGUCGACUUUUUUUUUUUUUUUUACCAUACAACAACCAGUAACCAUAAAAUGUGGAACUUCUCUUGUUUGGAGCUUUUUAAAGAGAGAUCUUCUGUUGUAAGUGUGGAUUGAAGAAACAAUGCAAGUAAAAUGGAGAAGGGAAAAUUUUAUAUAAAUGACACUGCUGUUUCAAUGUGCUCA